AUGCAAUCAAUUCUCCUCUUAUUCAACUUAUCUACAUUUUUGAUUUUCGGUUCAAAUGCUCUGGAGUACUCAAAUCGAUGGACAGUGCAAAUCGAUGGCGACAAUGACGAGGCAGAUAGACUGGCGUUUAAACAUGGCUUUGUAAAUCACGGCAAGGUAAGUAAUUUGCCUUAACAUUAUCCAAGAGAAAGUGGCCUUACGAGUGGCUUUCAGGGAUUAUCUGAAUCUAUUAGCAUGACCUUAGUAUGCCAUCUGCUGGAUAUUACCCUAAUUAUUACUAUUAUUAUUCAGCAUUUAGGCUUGUCGUCUUUGACUUUCUUGGGUUUUUUACCACGUAAUUGAUGCUUCCGGAGACGUACAAAUACAUCGGAUCAGGGCUAACGAAACAACUCGGCAAAAAUAAUGACUUCUUAGGCGUGCAUGAUAAAUCAAAAUAUUCACCCAUGAACAUCUGAGUUUAAAAACAGGAAAAUUUUUCUGUUUUCAUACCAAGAGAAAGUAUAGCUCUGUCAAAGUGACACGCAUCUGCAUGCUCGACCUUUGGACGUAAAUGAAGGGGAUUCUAUUUCUCAAUAUAUUAUUACACCAUACAACCGUUUGUCUGUAUUAAAAAUACUAUUAUCCUGCAGUAUUUGCGUUGAUACGCUAAUUAUUAGAGAACGAGAGAGAAAUGAAAAUGAAAAGCGUGUACACACUCUUUCCGCCAAGUUUUUUUUUAACAACAUCAUUGCCAUCCAAUCAGUAUGGAGCGACCCGGUAGGAGGUUUUUUUUAAUAUAACACGCUUGAGCGAACAAUAGCCGCAAAGGCGAAGUACAAGUAUUUACAGCGUAGUUCAAAUAUAGAAAAAUUACUACUUUUGACACCUAAUGGACCAAUCAGUUGUUCACAGCAGCUUACACAACAGAAAAAGAAAAAACGAAAAAAGUUUAAAACUAACAGUCAACAUUGCAGGAGAAAUUUGAUUGAAUUCCCGUGUCAUUUAGUAUAACGCCGACGAUGUUGCCCGGCAGGCUGUUCCAGACUUCGGCCUUUCCAGGGCAUGGCUUAGCAUACUCAGGCUUGCACGGGUUGCUCGUGUUGCCAUGGGCAGUAGGGUCGAGGUAGCAUGGUUUUCAAAUCAGACGGGCACAGACUGGUAUGCGUCCUGUACAGACUGUCGCGGCUACAACUUGCCGCUUGUGAUAAAGGGGAGGGAUGUUCAGUUUGGAUCGUGCUUCUUCUUCAUUUAGGCCAAUUAUGUGCGACGCCUUCUUCUGGAUACGGUCAAGGAGACUUAGAGUUGUUGUUGAAGCAUUCAUCCAGCUUAAGGAAGCAUAUUCCAGGACACUGCGAAUAGCAUGCAAUUGCACUAGGAGGUCACGUGACCAAUGCUUCCUUUAGACAAUGCACGAGGAUAGUAUAUUACUGAAAUCUAAUACACGACAAGAAAAUUUUAGCACCUUAGCGCGACAUAUUAAAUGCUCAUUUUUACAAGUACACGAACAAAGUGGUUUACUAGUUAGACUUUUUAAAAUAAAUUUACUCCACAAAAGCAAAAUGAAAUGUUUUAAAUCUCGAUCUUGUUUACGUACGUGUAGUAAAUUCAUCAUACAGGCCCCAUCAAAAUGAACGUACACGAAUGAAACGGAAUGCUUUGGGACAGUUUAGUUUCUACUCGGCGGCCUCUUUGCCUUUAUAACAAUAUUUUAUGUUCCAGUCUGGUUUAAACGUUAGCAUAUCAACGCGCACAGCCACUGAAUGAAAACAAUGGUCACGAUCAAGUUCUUAAAAACCGACCAGACGCGUGCGACCUACCACUGUUAUGGUAAGCAAUUAUGCUAAAGAUGUAAAAAAAAGGUUUUUGUGACAGUCUUCGCACUGAAGGUGUAAAUGGUUAACCGAGCGGUCGCUUUGAUUAUCAGAAAGAACUGUAAACUGUGAUGAUUUAAAUGAAUAGAUUACGGGACAGAAAUUUUACUGCUUGCGGCUCCUCGUGGUUGGAAUCUUGCUGAUGCCAAAAAUUGACAGAGCACAUAAAAAUUAUCUUACACCCGAAAUUUGAGAGGAAAUGCAUUUAAGGAAGACAUUUUAUAGCACUUUGAUUUUUCAACAAAGUAGUAUGAUUUGUAUUGGCCGCCAUGUUGGAGUGCAUACCCUUGCCCUCCAACAUGGCGGCCAAAACUAUUUUUGCAUGUAUCUUGUUAAACGUUUGAUAGUUACGCUCAGAUGUGCUGUAAAUGUUACCACUUCAUCUUUUAAACAUUUUCCUUGAAGUUUAAGUGCAAAAUUUGCGUUCAGAAAGAGGUAAUUCACAAUUUUGAAAAUCACAUUUCGGUCACGGGACCAGCUACGAACUUACUCAUUUCAAGAAGAUGGUGCGGGUUUGAAAAACCAAAGCACUAUUAUUUUGUUUAAGACAUGACCCACUAGUCGUUUUUCGAAGGCAAUUCCCUCUCUCUGCUUCUCUCUCUGUCUCCAAAUUGUGUUUGCUCCCCUACCGCGCUCUUUUCUUUCGGCAAGCAUCUUAGUAGUCACAGGAAAAGCGGCUUCUUUGGAGUGGUGGUGAAAGAAACUUUGAAAUCAUCUGCUCUAGCCUCAUUUGGGCUCAUCAGCAUGGCAUAGCCGUCAGGCACCUGCUCGUACAGGGGACCGACGGCUAUACUCAUGAGGGCGAAAUAGCUGUUAAUGGCUACCACUGCUCGGGUGAUGUGAUUGUUGGCAUAUGAGUUAAAUACUGGCCAUACCACCACAGGGUUGUGUAGUGUAAUUAUUGCCUUCAGGUAGUUUCAAAGAAUCUCUAUUUGCCAUUUAUUUAUUUAUCUCUCCGCCCUUUCACAGACUUUUUACAGAAUAAUUAUAGAAUAAUCAUACCUGGGCAGGAGCACUCAGCAAACCCUUUUGGGCUUUACGAGGAGAGCAUCUGGACAAGUUUACAACACGAAAGAAAAAUAAAACAACCUGCCCCAACUCUCACUUAUGUUCGUGAUUGAACGCAGAUUAAAAUUGACAAAACUUGUUCGUGUUGGACUUGCAAAAAAUGCAAAUCCGUUGUUCAAAUUACUGAACCUUUCAAUAUCGAGAAAAGUUUUCCUAACCUCUGGAAGAAUGCAAAAGUAACAUUAUUGCAUAAAGGAGGAGCACGCAAUGAGUGCCGAGAGUCUGUCUCACCUGUCCUUUAUUGUUUAAAGACAAAUAAAUUAUUGUAAGAGCUGCAACCAGCUUUUAGGUUAGGACAUUAUACAGAAACGGUCCUGAUCAGUUUAGGAUCAGGCAGUCAGGAUGUACCUGCUUUAACACUUUGUACUAAAAACAUGGGGCAACAUCGAGUUGAUCAGUCUGGUGUUUAUAGAUCUCUGCAAAGCUUUUCAUGAUAUAGUAAUUGAUCAUGAAUGUCUACUAAAAACGUAUACCUAAGUUUCCAGUCCUUCUGAUGUUGUCUGGUUUAAAUCUUCUUGUCUGAGAGAAAGCAGUUUAUUUCUUUAGAGAAAACCACGUCUGAACGUAGAGCAAGGUGUGCCCCUAGAGUCAAUUCCAGGACCGGUGCUUUAUCUUUUACUCGACAACGAUAUGCCUUUCCACGUUCACAAGUCAACUGUGGACGUCUUCAAGUUCAAACCGGAAAACCAUUCCAUUAAUACACCAAUCAUUAUCUAAGGACCUGACAGAGAUAGACAGAUGGGCAAAUCAGCAACAACCUCGCAUAAAGCGCUUGAAAACUAGACUUUCAAAGGAGUUGCGUUAGGCUGACACACAUUCUCUUUAUAAGUUUUUAUUUUUUAUACCCCUCCAGUUGAAUAAUAAAUAUACCUUAUUCCCUUUUGGUUUCGAACCCACUGUCCUCACUGACCCACUGACCCGCUGACCCACCUAUCCUCACUGCCUUCCGAGUCUUCAUCCUAGUAUUCUAAGUUAAGCUUCAGCUAAACAGCCACCAAAGGUCUUAUUAAUUUAUGGCAUAAUUGCUUUAUUGUCACUUAUUCAUCUUGUUUGCAGGUCAUUGAUGAUUACUAUAGUUUCGAAAACAACAAGGUGGACAAAAUAUCCAGUCUCCCAAGUGCCUAUGUUCACAAGGGGCUUCUGUCAGAACCAAAUGUAACUGCAAGUUGUAAUAUAAAAGACUAUAAUUGUUUGAAAAUUCUACGUGAAAUUGAGACUAACAAAUUUUCGCCAAGCUGAAAGGUGAUAGUAUUCGUAUGGUCUAAUAUAUUACGUGAUUCGAAAAGUACCCUUGGCCGCCAAGAAGGAACCUGGGCCGAGUUGUUCAAAGCUCGGUUACGAUAACCCAGGGUUAGUGGAAGAUUUGAAUUCAGAUGUGAAAGCUUAAAAAGCAUUUCAGUUUUAACUCUUUUUGUUUACAAGUUGAUGAUUGGAAGCUCUAAAAACAACAGAGAAAAUUAUCCGAGAAAAGGCUUUUGAACAUAAGAAAAAGAAACCUGGGUUAAAUUUACCCGCGGGUUAAGCGCUAAUCGGCCUUCGAACAACUGGGCCCUGUUGUGCAUGUAGUCUUUUUUGAGCUAGGAUGUUACUGAACCCACCUCGGUGGAUGUCAACUUCUAACCAAUUCCAAGGGACUUCUCUGAAGAAGCUUUAUUUAGUUCAUGUUUUGUGGGCCGGUUGGAUCGUUAACAAAUAUUUCUGAAACCACUUGAUCGUUUUUUCUAUGGAUCAUUUUCUUAAAAAUCUUUUAACAUAGGAUGACGUUCUGCCAUGGACGACAUUCAAAAUUUUGCAGUCAAACCUGUGUUAACUAAUAAUUGUCGAUUUUUGUCAUUCAUUUCUAGGUUAAGAUGGUUGAACAGCAAGAAAUGAAAUCCUUUAAAUUGCUUUCAUCCGAGUCAGUACAUUUCAACGAUGCAAGAUGGCCAGAAAUGUGGUAUAUUGUAAGUGUAACAGUGUAGCCUGGCUAAAUAUUACACUCAAGUUGAAGAAAACCACUCUGUGUUGCCAUAUUCUAUGUUUUUCUUGCCCGCGAGGAGUUUUGAGCUUUUGGUACCUUUUCUCAGAAGCUAAUGACUCCCCCCUACUGUUGCUUGUAGAUAGCUAACUGGUUGUGAAUUAACAAUUAUUGGACGAGGUUGAGUAAAGUAGCGUGAUUUGUCAGUGAUCAAUUAUUUGCCGAAACCGAAGGUUGACGCAAAUAGGUGAUCUGCUCGCCACUGACAAAUCACGAUAUUUUGCGAUUAAUUUUUUCGUCAUUCGACCACCGAGUUUGUGUUUUAAUGAAUAUCUUCGGGAAGCGAAGCGAUCUGCAAUAGGCCACUUCCGAGUUCCAAAGACCUGCAAUUUCAAAAUGAGGCCAAUUACACAACCUUUCUUGUGAAAAUGAGUUUUAUUUACAGGAAAAUAAAAAAAUCAUUUCCAUAUGCUGAGCACUUGACCUCGUUUUGAUACAGAGGCCUGGGGAACUCGGAAAUGGCAAAUUUUCAUGCAAGAGGGACCGUACUAAGAAAACCGUGGUUUCAUUUACAUAUGAGCAUAAUGUUAUUUGCAGCCAAACACAUGAAUAGACCACUAUUUGCAGUCACGCUGUGGGCUCUUGGCCAAUGAAAAGGCAUAAAAAUUUGAAUCGAAUGAUCAUAAAUAUUCUUUUUGGGAAGAUCUUACGCGCUGUCUUUUUUACCACCUAUCUGUUGCUAUUUUAUUUAUAUCCAAAUGGCCAAACUAUCAUUACGCCCCUAUUUUCGUAGAAUAGAAUUGAUGGUCCUACACACAAUGUGAUUGACGUCUGGAAAAGAGGCUUCACUAGUAAAGGAGUCGUCGUUGCCGUAGUAGACGAAGGAUUUGACCCAGAACAUCCUGAGAUUAAAGCCAAUUACCUUCAGGUGAACCAUACUAACAAUUUGUUUGAUUUGCGGCUUAAAAUAAAUAAAAUAUAAAUAUUCAUAAAUGUUUUUAUGUGUCUCUAAAUGGAGAUACUGUUAUAUAUCAUUCGCCUCAGUCGAAGACUGUGUGGCUUAACAGUUCCAUAAUAUUUGGAAAUUGGAAUGUUGCUUCAGGCAACUGAAAGAAGGUCUGUAAUGCCCCUGUUAUGGAAAAUCUUUUCUUGUUGCUGUUGCAAACCAAUGAAAAUUUUUAUGAUAAAGUGUGUAUUUGGGGACGCGCAUGACUGACAAAAUGAAACCCACUUUGUUAUGUUUGUUACAAUAUUUCAAUGCUGGUGAACUAAAUUAGUUCUCUUUAAUCUCACAACGAUCUGUAAAACAUCAAAGACCCUCAGGUUUUGGAUUAUUUUCUCCUAAAAGUCAGCUUGCUGCACUUAAACGGAGAAUUGGGCUGUAGCAGGGAACGAGUACGGGGAACGGGAAACUGAAAAGUGGGAAGAAAACUGAUAAUUGCUGUGAAGUUUCUGAUAAGGCUAGCAUUCAAGUUGGGUUUUGUUCCCAUUUUUUUCAUUUUUUGCGUUCCCCCUGCUCGUUCCCCGGUCCCCGUUCUCUGUUUUAGUAACAUCCCGUCGCACGAGAAUGCUAGAAAUUCAUUUAAUGUCUUUCCUUUGCAUUUUUACGAAUUAUUUGAUAAAUUAUUUUUAAAGAGCAUUUAUGGGGAUUGGGCGAAUUCGUGACAAUUUUUAUUGUACCGCUUACUAUAAAAUCUGCAGGUAACAUAAAGAGAUAAUUAACAAUAAAUGAAUGAGGCUGAAUAUCUUAUGAAGAAUUAUGGAGAUCGAGGACGGCCUCGACGGAUAACAACCUCCUCGAUCUCCAUAAUUCUUCAUAUAAUACGAAAGCCGAAUUCAAUAAUUGUUUUAUUAUUCAUUCAAAAUAAUUCCUAGUUUAAAAACAUAGCUAAAACAUGCUUACCUCCAUCAAUGUUAAGUUCAUCUUCGAUAGUGCACGUUUAGGGUUGUUCAGCUCCGAAAAUAUUCUCCAAAUAGCAGAUGUCGCCCUUCGAGUUGUCUUCAUGUUGUUCUUGCCAUGGUUUUAGCUAAUAUUGUUACUCUUCAAACGAGUGAAAUAUCCGCCAUUUUUUUUCUACAACCAAAACAACUUAACCUCGCCCCCAGGUCAUCUCGGUUAAAGGUGCAUUAGCCCCGCAAGAAAGCUGCACUUUUGACGUCAUCGGUUCAUUAAACGCAAAAUUCUUCCAAAUUUGGUCAUCAGUAGCUGGUUUUGGUGAAUUUUGCGUGUGCUGUUAGCCAAUCAGAAUCGGGAAAAUAUUUUGAAUGAAUAAUAAGAUAAGUUUCUUUAAUUAUUCUUUGCUUGUUAAUUUGAUUCUUUUCGAAACGAUCUAUCAAUAACAUGCAUUCCCCGUUUCUUCGCAGAAUGCGAGUUUGGACGUGGUUGACAAUGACUUUGUCCCUGUGUCAUCAACUAACGAACCGCAAUAUGGGUAAUUUAUUGUCUAUUUAUUGUUCCUUAGAAAGAAACGCCCAUUUUCACAGGGGGAAGGAUUACGUGGACGGUAGUUUUUGUUUAGAGAGCUUUAGAUCCUGAGACGAGUACGACUACGACUACGAGAUUUUCUGAAUACUAAGUAGUGCUCGCGUGUGAACCAGCGUCAUUUUUGGCGGGAAAAGGUGGUAGCCGUCGUCACUCACCAAUUAACGCCUCUAAAGUUCAACCGCGGUUCCUAAGACUGUCGAAUAACCCCAUCAUCACUUCUGGUAUAACAAAAAAAGCAUAAUAAUAAAGUGUGCCAAAACAAUUACUUUCUAGAGAUGACAGAGCCCACGAAAAGAAGGAAAGCUCUAAUAUAAUCAGUCUCCUUAUUAACAAACUGAAGGCUGUAGUCGACUGUCGGAGUGGUUUAGAGACAUUUAGAUUCAAGGACGAGGACGAUUACGAGCACGAGAUUUGACUUAAAGUUUUUUCGCGUCUUCUCAAAAUAUAGACUCCCCGGAAAGGUUCAUUUUACCAUUUUUCAUUAGAAAAGUUAGCACUGUUAUCUUUAGUGAACGAGGUUACUCGCUCUCCCGAUUGCAGAAUGAUAAAACUUCUAACAUUUGAUAUCUUGUUCUCGCCAUCACAACAUUUGCGCUAAAACUCGUACCAAUGUCAUUUUAUCAGGCAGUAAUUGGAAGCAUGGGACAUAAUGUUUAAGAAUUACCAUUGAGUCAAUGGAACGUUUUUCAAAUUUUUCUCAAAAUAUGUAGUUUAGAACUUGUUUUGAUAAACUUCCAAAAGGUUUGGUAAAUUAUUAAGAGGGUGUACCUGGUAAUAUAUUAAACUUUAAACAGUUUAAACUCAUCAGUAAGGCAUAAGUCCCAUUGCCAGAUGCAAUUUUCCUGCAAAAGUGUCUACUGGGACUCUGUUUAACGGCUUAACUAUCUAUGAUCAAUGGAGAAACUAUCACCUAGAAGAAAUGUAAAGCAUCAUACAUUGAAUUAACUGCCUCACAUUAUAAAUUGCUGGCUCACGAACUGUUCAAAUGUUGUUUGCACUAAUUUUCAUUCCGCAGACACGGAGAAAAAAGUGCAGGUGUCAUUGCUGCUGUAUUUAAUAACUCGAACUGUGGAGUAGGGUUAGCAUACAAUGCAAAGCUUGGAGGUAAGACAAAUGCAAUUUGGUAAUUUAUGAUAUCCAUUUUGAAAUCACUAGUGAUUCCUGCAAUCUGAUUGGCACUCAGGAGUGUCAUUCAUUCACGAAUCACACUAUUUUUUGCUCUAUAUCACUUCUCUUCUAAAUCGCGCCAUUUCUACAUUUAAUCGUUCCAUUUUUGCUCUUUAUCCCAUCAUUUCCGUUUCGAAUACAAAAUGAGAUGAAAACGCCUUUUUGGUCAUCCAGACCCUGAGAUAAGGGGGGGCGGCCUCAAAAAAAAAUUUUUCGGCCCUUCGGACCUCAUUUCGGUCUAAAAAUAAGGGGGGGGGGGCGGCCCCCGGGCCUCUCCCCUGGAUCCGCCACGGGGAUGUGUUUGUUGUUAGUUCUCUACCUUGCUCCUUGGAUCUGGAACACGCAGACAGGUUUUAGCGAGUUCCUAUGAACUCCUUAGUGCUCAGUGGGUAAAAAAAUUACAAUUACAAUUACAAUUAGCAGCUAAAUGGAGAAGAAAACCAUUCUAUUACACAGUAAUUUGCUGUUGAAGCUCACUUAAAUUUAUAUUCUGUUCGUAUUUCCAAGGCAUUCGCCUGUUUUUUAAGGAGAAAGCAUCCGAUGCUGAUACUGCAAGAGCUCUCAGUCACGCCACAAAUCUCAUUGACAUAUAUUCAAAUAGUUGGGGACCAAAUGACAAGGGGCUUGAAGUUGAGGGCCCUGGUUACUUGACCCAGCGAGCAUUAAAAAAAGGCGUAGAAAAGGUGACUUUUUAAUAAUUAGUUGGAACAUUAUUAUUAUACCAUUGUUAUCAUCAUACUUUUUUACUUGAUGAGAGUUACCGUCCAUUUCAAGGUCGCAAAUUUUUAUAAUAGACUGCCAAAAUCAAUCCAAAAUUGAGCAUUCAAGCAAAAAAUUUCUCUCAAAUUUAGAUUUUUCUAAGCUCUAAGCUAACACUUUUUAUUGCCAUAGAAAUUAACUUUUUUGUUGAAACUUCGGCAAAAGGUGAACGGGACUAAUUGCUAAACAGAUUGUGCUGGGAAGCCCGGGAGGAGGCAAGGUAUUAAAAAUAUGUUUAUACGGGGAGACUCACGCCUUUCUCACUGGUUAGAUACCUCAAGUCCCUAUAAGAAGUUUACCACGAAUAGAGAUUCGCGUAACUAUUUAGCAGGUUGAGGUCUCGUUCGUUAACGGAAUUAACCAGACGAAUCACUCUCGUUCGUUAACGGAAUUAACCAGACAAAUCACUCACGGCGGUUUAGGCGUUCAAUUGUUAUGGCCUUAUCUAUCAAAUGCGACUCCCUAGCCUGGCGAACUGAGUCACGUGAAGAAUGAAUUUCCUUUAGUACUGUUUCUGAACACUAUUGUGAUUCCUAUCAUAAAUUCAGUCACAUCUGUAAACCUGAAGAAGGCUGGUAUGGCAAGCCGAAAUAUUGUUAUGAAAAAACUUUGCAGUAGUCUUUAGACUUCUCCUUUUUAGUCCUCCCCUUAUAAGCCAUCAUAGGGAGUACACCCACCCCCCCCCCCCCCCCCCCCCCCCCCCCCCGGCGCACAAAAAACCCCCCCCCCCCCCCCCCCUCUCUAUGUGGUUUUCUCAUUAGGAUUUUUUUUUUUUUUUUUUUUUUUUUUUUUUUUUUUUUUUUUUUUAUUUUUUUUUUUUCAUUUUUACAUUCUUUUUUUUUUAUUUCUGUAUUAACUUCAUCUGUAAAUAAUUUUGAUUUCGUACAAAAAAUCAGUCCAAUACUUAAACCCGAAGAAGGCCGGGAUGGCAAACCAAAAUAUUUUUUUGGAAAAACUUUGUCAUAGGCUUUAGACUUCUCCCUUUUAGCCCCCCCCUUAAAAGCCCUCAUAGGGAGAACCCCCACCCCCCCCCACCCCCCCCCCCCCUUGCUGGGAAGAUACAAAACUCGGACCUACCUCAUUCUGUUUAGGUUAGUAUCUAACUGAUGAUUCUUUUCUUAUAUUUUUCUAUAAAUAUAUUUCUUAUUUUCAAUUAGUCUUCUCGACUGCACUAUACUGUACUUUUAUUCAUUUUUUCGUCAAACAUAUCUUUCGUAAUAAACGCUUUAGUUUGCGAACUGUUUACGUGGCCUGUUGAUUUUUAGGGACGCAAAGGUCUUGGAUCAAUCUACGUGUUUGCUGCGGGCAAUGGAGGCGUCCUCGUCAGAGACAGUUGUGCAUUUAAUGGCUACGUGAACAAUAUAUACACAAUUGCAAUAUCGGGUAUAAAGAGCGACGGUUCCAUUCCGGCAUUCGCAGAACCUUGUGCUGGCAUUAUAGCGGUGACCUACACAAAGGAUAUGUUUGAAGGAAGCAGGAAAGUGGUGCGUCGUCAGACCGUGCUAUUAAGGCCCCGCCCAAAUACGUAUAUUUUUUAACCCGAAUCGGACCUGCGUCCGCAGGAAACCAGUGAAUCCACUUACCUACUGCGCAACUUUUAGAAACUGUUUUCCCUAGUGAUUUUUAGCAUGUGUACAGCCACCCUCUCCCCUCCGAAAAAAAAAAUGACUGUACUGUUUUGACAGCUGUAGUGAGGAUAGACGUAUGGUCACGUGACUACCAAAAUUUCUUAGAUGAGUAGAUAAGUCUGUGUCAACGAUAAGGAUAGGGUAGGAUAGGCAAAUUUAUUUCAUGUCAAAGACUUACGUAGGAAGUGAUUGCUCAAUCUUCCCAUCCGGCACAGAGGGUCAUGCCGUUAAAAACAGACGACAACACAAAACAAAGUAACAUGUGAAUCAUGCAUUAAAAAUCUAAAAAUCCUUACGAUUACAAUUAAUAAGUACAUCAUUGUCUUUAUAAAAAAAAAACAUUUGAGACAUCUUAAAGAAUAGAAAAUCCUAGAUGCAAUGUCUCAAUCUCUACAAUAGCAUGAACAUUAAAAAAAUAAAAGGAUUUCUAAAGUAAAUCAUCUUCUAGAGCUAAAAUGGACUACUCACAAAUAUCAAAUAUCAUCUUAUCAAAAUAUUGAAAAUAUCAGAGAACUGGUCCCAAGAGUAUGUAAAAUAUAUCAGGAUCGAGGCUCCGGGUAAUCGCGGGUCCCUGAGUAGCCAAGUUUCUUCAUAUAAUUAAUUAAACUAAUUUAAACUGAAAUAGAAAUUGGAGAAAUGGUCAACUGUUUAAAAUCCAUUGCAUAGAGUUCAUAGGUUAUUGAACACUGCAUACUUUCCCUACUUUUCACCCUACUGUUAUGUCUUUUAAUAUACAGAUUACUGCUGAUGCAAACAAGGCCUGUACAGGAGAUUUUGGCGCCAGUUCAGCCGCUGCAGCAAUGGCCUCUGGACUCAUAGCCUUAAUGCUGAGUGCAAAGUGAGUAUUUGCUUAUUAUUAUUAUUGCGACAUUUGAAUUUCAGUUGGUUGAUUGCUUUCUCGAGAGGCACAACGUUUAAUUAAACUAAUAACAAGAUUUUUAACUUCUUCGUUGAUGUGGGUAAAAACACUGACAAAGACAUUCCGUGUGGGAACUGUUGUCCAACCUCUUUUCUGAAGGGCAAUUUUCCUGACUCAAUGUUUCUCUCCCCUGUUAGUUCAGUUGAAGUUGAUUCAUACAUAUCUCAAAUGGACAAUAACAAAUCCAUUGGUCCCUAUAGUAUUCCAGUCCCAUUGCUAAUAAUUAACUAAUUAACGAUUCUUUCCUCUGUGUAUUCUCCCCAGUAAACUUAAAUUGGCAAAAGUUACCCCAGUUUUUAAGACAGGCUAGGCCAAUAUCAGUUCUAUCUAUUUUUAGUAAAAUUUUUGAAAAGGCUAUGUUUAAGCGCCUUUAUAGUUAUCUUGAAUCUCGUAACAUUCUUUAUCCACUCCAAUUUGGCUUUGGGCAAAAGUGCUCGACAAAUCAUGCCUGAUACAAAUUACUGAAUCCAUCCCUAACUCAAUUGACAACAAUGAGUUUGGUGUGGCAUUUUUAUUGAUCUAAAAAGGCAUUUGAUACAGUUAAUCAUUUCGUUCUUUUAUCAAAACUGAAUCAUUACGGAGUGAGAGGUAAAGCCUGUGAAUGGUUUCAAUCGUAUCUGUCCAAUAGAGAACAAUUUGUAUGUAUAAAUGGCCAUAACUCUGAUUCUCUCUCAAUCACUUCUGGUGGACCUCAGGGAUCCAUUCUUGGACCCCUGUUGUUUUUGCUAUAUUUAAUGAUUUACCGAACACCUCAAAACUGCUUAGUUUUCACUUAUUUGCUGAUGACACUAAUCUAUAUUGUUCACGUAAAAACCUUAAUGAUCUUGAACUAAUCCUAAAUCAAGAGCUCCGUGCAGUGGCUGAAAUUUUUUGAAAUUUUGCUCUUUUUCAUUCUUAGAGACUUAAACCAUAAAAGUCAUUAGAUUUAAAAAUUGAUGGUGUGAACAUCCAAGAAGUUUCCACGGUCAAAUACUUAGGUGUCACUUUUGACUCAAACUUGACUUGGAAAAAUCAUGUUAAUGAACUCUGCUUAAAACUAUCGAAAACUGUAGGCAUAUUUUCCAAAUUAAGGUACUAUGUAAAUGUUGAUAUACUUAUUAUGCUUUACUAUUCUCUAAUUUACCCCUUAGCUUUCUUACUUAUGGUAUUCAAGUUUGGGGUCUCACAUAUACAACCUACCUAAAACUAGUAACUACUUUGCAAAACCGAAUCGACAGAAUAAUGACUUUUUCCGACCCUAGAUCUCAUUCUGAGCCAUUGCUGAAGUCUCUCAGACUCCUAAAAUUCUCUGAUAUAAUUGAUCUUGAAAUUCUCUCUUUUGUUUAUCAGUGGUACCAUAAACUAAGCCCUUCUUGUUUUGUUAAUUAUUUUAACCCAGUAAUUUCAAUUCAUUCAUAUUAAUACACAUCAAUCACAGAUUGAUAAUCUGUUCGUUAAAUCUAUUCAUGCCACUCAAUACGGCAUUCGUUCUCUCAGUUACACUGGUCCAAAACUUUGGAAUUCUUUAUCUAUUGAUGUUAAGAAAAUCAAGAGCUCUUUUCCAGUUUUCGUCAAUAUAUCAAGAAUUCUGUGAUUGAUGGCUAUAAUACUAUUAUUGAUUCCUAAUGUUUUACGAUUAUAUUAUCUUUAACUACUAUUUAAUUAAUGAAGUAACACUUUUUAUCUAAAACCUCUAUUUUGCAAUUAUAUUCUUUCUACUCAUAUUCUUGUUUGGGUCACCUACUCGGCUAGUUCCACGAACUAUUUAGGUCUCCCAAACUCUGCACAAUGAACUUACAAUUGAAAAUUUCUUUUCCUUCACAAUCUCUCGAUUUUAUAUUUUAAAGCACUAAAUUGUAUUAAUUGUUAUUCUGUGUGAGUUUAAAUUAAAAUUGACUUGACUUGUUUAGUCAAGCAAAACUGAGCACAACAACUUUUGAUAGUGUGAAAACCUCUUCCGCCAUUUCCCUUCUUAGUGCAGUAUCGACCGAAACGAUUCAACUUAUUCAAAACAAUCUUUUGAUGGUAGAUUUUUAAGCCUCAUAUAGAAGAGUGUGGUGGACAUAUUUCGCUGUUCCAACGAAGGCUUAAUUUCCCCUCUUUUAUCAGGCCCUCUUUGUGAUAAACACGUAGCUACGUUUCCAUAAGUACAUCUGUUCAACCUGAAGGAUAUGUAUUAAACAAACGUUAAUGACAGGCAAGUAUCUAACCAAAAAAUCCCUCAAAGAAUUGAGAGCAAAGAUAGGCUGAGCCAACAUUUCCUGUGGAUUAACACGGUUCAUUUACACCCAGUGGAGGCCUUUCAUGGCGAGAUGUGCAGCAUAUUAUUAUCCGGACUGCGAGGCAAGAUGUCAUCAGAUAUAGAGAUGCUGACUGGAAGAGAAAUAAGGCUGGCUUACGAGGUUGGUGUUUUUACUUAGUGGUGGACUGAAGGUCUCCUUCUGUGCUUAGCCAAUUUACCAAUUUUUUCAUUUUCUGUUUCGAGCUUCUCCCAAAAUUCAUGUGUCACUAAAGGUCGAUUUUCAGCAGCGACUUAAGCGUUACUUAAACGUUGUCUUAACCCAGAAGGGUAAGAACAUGUAUGACCUUCUGGAAAUCAAAAAUUGGAAGCGGAAUCAUAAACUAGACGGAAUCGAAUCGAAAAAAUUUGAACUUUUCCAUUUUCUUCCUUUCCCUUUGUGAAUGAGUCGUUUGCCAUAUAUGAAAAAUAAUAAUUAAAAAAAGAAAACGUGACGACCCUGCCAGUUUAUUUCUUCACGUUAUCGUAAAGUGACACCAGUCAUAAGAGGAGUCAUUGGCAAGAUUCUCACAGCAUUCUAAGCAGUGUGUGUCUGAUUGCAAUAAAUAAAACUUGUAUUGUUUGGGUAACGGUCUCGUGAUCCUCAGUUGCAAGAUAUCGUGCAUUUGAUUAUUGACGGCCUUGGACUUUCUGGAAGUUCCAGUGCACAAUUAUGAGGUUCGGACCUUUUAGAAUAAAGUUGAUCAGAACCUUCAAAUUCUAUAAGAUACACAUUAUGCCCAUAGCAGGUUUUAGUAAUCUAAGAUUUAACUUCUCGAAAAUACCUGUAACGCAUGGAAAACCUGUGGUGGUGUGGGCAACCUCUCACCCCCUUUUAUCUCGGUGGUGGUAUGAGUAUUGCUUGGAUGUUCGCGGGUUUAAGGGUUUUGCAUGAAUUCCUGUAAAUACCAUUCCUAUGUAUCGGCACCAGACAGGACCAGUUCAUGUUUUUGGUUGCUUGCAAGCGCUAAUGAAUAUUAGUUAUUUUGUUAUAGUAAAUGAUUACGUUGGCUUUGGUUUUAUGGAUGCCAGUAAGAUGAUUGAUGCAGCAAUCAGAUGGACAAGGGUUCCUCCAAAAGUAAAUUGCAGUAUUCCUCGCCGUGGCAUUAACGAGUGGGUUUCAACAUAUUUGGUAUUUAACAAUUGGCUCACGAGUCUUCGUUCGCAUGUCGAGAUUUGAAGCACGUUAGAGAGCACGAAAGGGACGUAAGAAUUGCUCGAGAGGCAGCCGAGAAUAACACUAGCUUCUUGAGUGCUCUCCAAAUUUCGCAGGUGCUUCAUUUCUUGACAUACAUACAGUUGAAAAUGAAACAAUUUAGGUUUUGUGAACUGCUACAUGAAAAGAGCUUUAAAUGGGAAAGAAUGGAACGUACCUUUGCCAUUUACAUAUUUGCCGUUUGAAAUAAGUACUACGUGGAGUUGAGAACGCCUCACUGGUGUAUGAGGAGAACAUCGUAGGACCCACACUAGAAAACUUGAUAUUCUUUCCUGGUAAAUCUCAGGUAGUAACCUAAAUAUUCCAGUUUCAAUACAGGCUUUUUGUACGCACGUUUGCAUAAUUUGAUAGCUGUUCAUGACCUUUGUUAAGUUAUUCGUUGCCCUCUUUCGUGCCUGUAUUUAGGUUGUUCUAGAAGAUAACACAUGAUCUAAUUUUCAUGUCAUAAUACAGAAUUGUCCUUUACCAGCACCCUUUCGCCCCUGGCGACGUUCGUUUGCUUUUGCGACAAGGAAAUCUUAGAUUUUACCGUAAAAAUCCUAGAUUUCGUCGUCCCCAAAACUCGAGCAGUGUGGUUAUCCAAUAAAUUUCAAGCUUUUUUUUUUGCUUUUGAUUUCUUUUCUUUCAGGAUCAUUAAGGCUCACAAAAAGUCAGAGGUCCUUAUCAGUUUGACCGACUGGAAAAAUAAUUGUGAUGGAACAAUUAAUUACUUGGAACACGUUGAAGUCAGUGUCAACUUGACCUACACACUUCGUGGGGAGUUACUGAUAAAGCUCACGUCUCCUCAGGGAACUGUGUCCAAGCUUACACACUACAGAGAGGCUGAUGCUGCGUUUGGAGCAAAGGAUUUAAACUGGGUUCUCAUGACGUUGCAUCACUGGGGAGAGAAUGCAAAAGGGGUUUGGAAAUUAUCUUUGGAGAGUUCACAUCCGGAGCAUUAUAACACAGGU
Porites evermanni is the source of this 16256-nucleotide messenger RNA. The record is from the annotation of a GenBank genome assembly. Lineage: Eukaryota; Metazoa; Cnidaria; Anthozoa; Scleractinia; Poritidae.